AUGAGACUACAUUCCUCCGCCUACGCUGGGCCACUUUUGGUCACCCUGCUGCAUUACGGUGUAGCUUUCGCGGCGUACAGCACCGCUAACAGCUCCAUGCUGCUGUUGAGCAAUGACUCAACGAUGAAUUUCGACUUGCUGACUCCUCUCGGCGAGUCCAUCACAGGAGGAGGAGACGUCGGCCCUAUUCUAGGCGCAGCCAAGGAUAUCGAAGCCGGAAACAUGACGUCCUUCGUCGAGGUCUUCUAUAAGCUCGCCAAUGACACCAAGGCUCAGGCCGAAGACCCUGAGAAUGCCUACGACCCUCUCAAUGUCAGGGAGACAUGGUUCUCUGCGGCAUCGUAUUUCCGCAAGGCUGACGGCUACCUCCACGGCAACUGGAGCAACCCGCUCAUCAACAGCCUGUGGGUUGAGCAUAUUGGGGCGUUCGAUAAGGGGAUAGCUGCUUUGCCUAUCCCUGGCAAGCGCAUCCGCAUUCCAGCUACCAAGGGCAACUUCACCAUCGAGGCCAUCUGGUAUUCUGCUUCCGAGAGCAAGCACGACAAGCUGCCGACGUUGAUUAUCGGGAACGGCUUCGACGCUGCGCAGGAAGACUCUUACCAUAACUUCGUCGCCCCCGCUCUGGCCCGAGGAUGGAAUUGUAUCACUUACGAAGGCCCGGGACAACCAACUGUGCGGCGUAAUCAGAACCUUGGUUUUAUUCCCGAUUGGGAGAAAGUCGUCACUCCAGUCGUGGACUACGUUCUCUCGGAGAAGAAGCACGUCGUGGACAAGAAUCGUCUUGUCCUCGUCGGCAAUUCCUUCGGUGGCUACCUUGCUGCCCGUGCCGCAGCCUUCGAGCCCCGUCUGUCCGCAGCGGUCCUCAUUGAUGGUGUCUGGGACAAUUACGCUGCAUACAUCAGGGAGCUUUCACCAGAGAUGCUCGAAAUCUACGAGGCGGGUAACUACACGCAAUUCGACGACGUCCUUCUCUCGGCUCGCGAGGCCGGGAAGCUCCCCACUGGCGCAGCUUGGGGCAUCGAUCAAGGUCUGUGGGCGUUCUAUACGCACUCGCCCUCUGAUUUCUUCACCCAGAUAAAAGAGUACAACGUGGAGUCUUUCAUAAACAAGAUCAAGAUACCUGUAUUUGUCGGUGAUGCCGAACUGGAAAGCAGUUACAUUGGACAGCCGAAGCAGGUUGCGGACGCGCUGGGUCACUGGGCUACUCUGCAUACUUUCAAGGGCGUUGCUGGCUUUCAUUGCCAGACCGGUAGUGGGCAGGAGCUUUCGAGGACGAUUCAUGCGUGGUUGAACAAGGUUUUGGGUAAGACAAACCAUGGACAUUGA
Messenger RNA from Penicillium coprophilum, 1326 nucleotides. RefSeq names its product alpha/beta hydrolase family protein. The record is from RefSeq and is a predicted model, not a curated record. The coding region runs from base 1 to 1326 and encodes 441 amino acids. The transcript has a single exon. NCBI's taxonomy places the organism in Eukaryota, Fungi, Ascomycota, Eurotiomycetes, Eurotiales, Aspergillaceae.